Hemicordylus capensis (graceful crag lizard) is the source of this 1006-nucleotide messenger RNA. RefSeq names its product matrix metalloproteinase-9-like. Gene Ontology annotation, cellular component: cell surface. The transcript has 6 exons. Lineage: Eukaryota; Metazoa; Chordata; Lepidosauria; Squamata; Cordylidae. The coding region runs from base 1 to 543 and encodes 180 amino acids. The record is from RefSeq and is a predicted model, not a curated record. Gene Ontology annotation, molecular function: heparin binding.
AUGGGUGGUUCAAAGUAUGGCGGUAAUUCCGGUGGACAAGCCUGUGUCUUCCCCUUCUCUUACAAGAGCCAGACAUUCUACACCUGCACCAAUGAAGAUGCUGCCCAAGGGAGAUUCUGGUGUGCCACAACCGGGAGUUACGAUAAGGAUGAGCAGUGGAGCUACUGUGCCGACACAAGGCUAAGUUCAAGUCCGACAGGGCCGUGCAUCUUCCCCUUCACCUACAAGGGCAACUCCUACUCAUCUUGCACAACAGAUGGAACACGUGAUGGAAAGCCCUGGUGCUCUCUCACCAAGAACUAUGAUGUGGAUCCAAAAUGGACAUACUGCGACCCCUCAGAACCCCUCCCCUGCAUUUUCCCUUUCAUAUUCCAGGGGAAAUCCUACUCUGCAUGCACCAAAGAAGGCGCUGCUGAGAACCAACUGUGGUGUGCCGUAACUGCUGAUUAUGACAAGGAUAGUAAAUGGAAGGCAUGUGCAAGCCAAGGAAACAGGAUCAAGAGGAUAGCAGCAAUUUACACUUUUGAGAUUCAUGACAGAUGAAAAGGACCAGCUUGUAUAAAAGAGGCCAUCUCAGACAUGGCAAAAUCAGCAAGCUUUGCCUAACCAGCAGACCUUUGAUCAAGAGCGAUCCUCAGAGUUAGCUGCUCAAGGCGCAGGGCUAAACCCGGAAUUUUGUCCAUGGAUAGGGACUAUCUGACACUUCUGCUGCAUAGUGAGAAGUCAAGACUACCCAACCGUGGCGCUUUCGCUCUCUCUCUCUCUGCCUUGCUUUGAGCAUCUAGCAUUAACUUGCUUGACUGCCUGAAGCCUCAUCGUUACCAAGCCUCAUGCCCAAGCUGCACACACUUGCUGUCCUUGCUAGAUCCUGAGUAUGAGGGGAACUCCAAAGGCCGGCCAUGUGUCUUUCCCUUCAUCUACAAGAGCCGGACAUUCUACACCUGCACCAAUGAGAAUAGUGACGGUGGGAGAUUCUGGUGUGCCACAACUGGGAACUAUGAUAAAG